UGCAUCAUUCUCAUGAACAAGCAUUUCUGGAAUCAUCUGUCACACAGGCAGGAUCUUAUUGUCAUGUGUGCAUUGUGUUCUUCUGUUAUAAGACUGAAUUGAAGACAUAAGGUUUUUAGGACCCAGAGGGAUGACUGCUACCGUGUGGAGAAGCACACACACUCAUCCGAUACAAAAAUGCAUAGCUCCGUGGAGGCAGAGCUUGCUCAUUCACAGUUCUUUAGAGAGAUCUUCAGUUGAGGCUGCAAAAAGCGAAAGCUGUCUUACACCCAUCCCUAUCUAUGAACCAAGAACCUCAUCCAGGGUGAAGCUUUAUGGCACUCUAAAGAAAAUACAAAUUUGUACAUUGGAUGGAUUUCUGGGAAUAUGAAUGGAAUUACCUGUGAAUUUUUUUCCACUCAAUAUAAUGCAAGAGAUAAAUGAACGUGAAUGGAUCACCACAUACUCUUAGUUGAAUGGGUCCAUUACAUAUUCUGACCAUAUUUCUAAAGCCAAGGAUUUAGAAAAGCAACUUUUGAAGACAUGACCCAUUUGCAUACUGGACUCAAUCCAGAAAUCAUAGAGAAAGCCCGUCUGGAACUUAAUGAAAACCCAGAUGUUUUGCACCAGGAUAUUCAGCAAGUAAGGGACAUGAUAAUCACAAGACCUGACAUUGGAUUCUUGCGUACAGAUGAUGCCUUCAUCCUGAGAUUUCUCCGAGCCAGAAAGUUUCAUCAAACAGAUGCCUUCAGAUUAUUGGCUCAGUAUUUCCAGUAUCGGCAGCUGAAUCUGGAUAUGUUUAAAAAUUUCAAGGCUGAUGAUCCAGGGAUCAAACGAGCUCUGAUUGAUGGCUUCCCGGGAGUGUUAGAAAACCGUGAUCACUAUGGCAGAAAGAUACUUUUGCUCUUUGCAGCCAGUUGGGAUCAGAGUAGAAAUUCUUUCAUAGAUAUUUUACGGGCUAUUCUCUUGUCCUUGGAAGUUCUGAUUGAAGAUCAAGAGCUUCAGAUAAAUGGCUUCAUUCUAAUUAUAGACUGGAGUAAUUUUUCUUUCAAGCAAGCCUCCAAAUUGACUCCUUCCAUCCUCAGACUGGCCAUUGAAGGGUUGCAGGACAGCUUCCCUGCUCGCUUUGGAGGCAUCCAUUUUGUGAACCAGCCGUGGUACAUCCAUGCUCUCUACACGCUAAUCAAGCCCUUCCUCAAAGACAAGACACGGAAAAGGAUCUUUCUUCAUGGAAACAAUCUUAAUAGUCUUCACCAGCUCAUACACCCUGAUUGCUUACCCUCAGAGUUUGGAGGGACUCUUCCUCCCUAUGACAUGGGCACAUGGGCUCGGACGUUACUUGGACCAGAUUACAGCGAUGAGAAUGAAUACACUCACACAUCUUACAACACCAUGCAUGUGAAGCAUUCGUGUUCCAACCUAGAGAGGGAAUGCUCCCCAAAGCUCAUGAAAAGGUCUCAAUCUGUGGUGGAACCCGGAAUACUAAAACAUGAAGAACAGCAUGUGAAUGAGAACACCCAGCCACUACUAGCUCUAGACUGAGAUUGAAAUCCCUGCGAAAUACAGCUGUAUCCUCAGAAUUCAGUGGUCCACAAUCCUCUUGAAGCAAAAGACAGGUUUAAUACACAUUAAUGUGCAUUCAGCUUAAAAAAAACCCAAGCACUCCAUCUUUGUGGAGCAAGUAAUGAUUAUCACCAGCCAUGUGUCUGUGUCCAAAGCCAGAGGUAAAAGAUUCCUUGUGGCUCAGAAUAAUAAGUGAACAAGUCUGAUUGUAAAACAAUUUUUUAAAAGAGUGAAUUAUAUUAAUAAUGUCUGAAAUACAGAUUGCUUUUAGAGAUCUGUCACUGAAAUAUGGGAUCCAUCGAAGUUCCCUCAUAUUGUUUAGGCAGAGAUUUACAGUUUUGUUUAAAUAAAAAUUAGAGAGGCAUGCAUGCCUGUGCAUAUGCACAUAAAUAUGUAUUUACACAGCCACUUUAAAAAUGUCUUGAGUUUAAGUAUUGCGGUAAGAAGCCAACCUUAGUUUGCAGCACAGAAAUAUCUUCUAAUUAUCUCCCAUCAUCACUACCAGCAUGGUAUCAGUCAUGUUUACUAGGCAUAAUAGAAAUUGUAAUCUAAUCUUUUUGGAGGGCACCCAACUGGGAAAAGCACAUGUGAAAUACAUGCACAUACAAGUAGGUGUCUUGAAUGUCUUGGGAGAUUAAUAUUCCAAUUGAGGAUUUUUUGUUUAGGUCAGUUGAGUUCAGUAGAAUUCCCUAAGUAUAUUUUCUCCUGCAAUCAGUUAAAGAUAUAGCUUGGGAUCAGUUAU
This is a messenger RNA of Crotalus tigris (Tiger rattlesnake), 2284 nucleotides long. It is a transcript of the gene CLVS1, whose product is annotated as clavesin 1. Gene Ontology annotation, cellular component: membrane. Gene Ontology annotation, molecular function: phosphatidylinositol bisphosphate binding. The record is from RefSeq and is a predicted model, not a curated record. NCBI's taxonomy places the organism in Eukaryota, Metazoa, Chordata, Lepidosauria, Squamata, Viperidae. The transcript has 6 exons. Bases 523 to 1521 code for a protein of 332 amino acids.